Messenger RNA from Knipowitschia caucasica, 693 nucleotides. The record is from the annotation of a GenBank genome assembly. NCBI's taxonomy places the organism in Eukaryota, Metazoa, Chordata, Actinopteri, Gobiiformes, Gobiidae.
AUGGAAAAGCCUAAAGCGUCGAAACUACCCACGUUCGACAGCUUUCGUUAUCAGGAUGUGCGCAUUGCAGGGCAGAAGGUGAGGUAUCCGGUUACGGCUUCGAAAAGGACCCGUGUGCCCGGCAAAGGAGAGACCCAACGGCCUGUGAGCAAUACAAGCCUUUUUGACGAGUACGACCUGGACAACCCCAGCGACACAGGCACGGACAUAGACUCUCUCAUCACUAAAAAGCUGCUAGAACUUUAUGCGUUGCAUCAGAUCGACCAGCUGGCCAAAUGCACAUCGGAUUCAUCCUUCUCGCGCAAAACCAACGAGAUCAGCGAGCUCAUCUACAGCAUUGCGCAGGACUAUAACCUGGAGGAGCAAGAGGCUGAGUGCAAACUGGUGCAUGGAGUUAUUCGCAUCAGCACGAGGAAGGGGAAGAGGAACAAGAGUCAGGCACUAUCUUCAGGGCCACGCGCCAAUGGGAGGACAGGCACCGACGGACUGAUCCCGGACAGCGGCAAUGAGACCAUGACCAACACCUUCAGCAGUGACUUUCCAGAGGUGAAAGUGUCGGAAGAGACGCCAUCGGACGAGCUGGCCCGGAAAAUGAGGCUCUGCAGCGGGAAGACGUAUUCAUCGUACACGGGCUACUCUCCAUACAACCAGCACAAUACAGACUCUUCAGGAGCCCCUCUCCUGCUCAUCUGA